AGCAUUCAGUUAGGAUAUAACCGUGGAUCCAAUUGGAUAUCCUUGUUAACGUUCUCUUUUUUUCUCUGGGAUUGUGGAAAACGAUUGGUUGGAAAAGGGAACUAUGCUCGUAGAAUUUUUGGGAGACGUUUGGGUUGUAGGAAGUGCCCUUUUAUGGCAUGCAGAACAUUUUACAGAUCGUCGCACAUCAAUUUCCGGUUGGGUGUGUUCAGACGCUUAGUCUAGGAAGUAAAUUGGAAAUAUCUCUCCUUUUAACACAAUAAUUGUUCACGGAAUUAAUACCAAUCGAAAGAAAAUGUCCAAGUCUUUGAAGAAAAUCGUAGAGGAGAGCCGGGAGAAGAAUAUACCCGAGGUCGAUAUGUGCGACAGGGGUGUAUCAAAUAUGCUGGACAUUCCAGGGUUAUUCACACUGUCCAACAUUACCCAGCUGGUUCUGAGUCACAACAAGCUCACAACCAUUCCUGCCAACGUGGCUGACUUGAAGAACCUGGAAGUUCUCAAUGUGUUCAACAACCAGAUAGAAGAGCUGCCCACUCAGAUCAGCAGCCUGCAGAAGCUCAAACACCUCAACCUUGGCAUGAACAGGAUGAGUGCUCUGCCCCGAGGCUUCGGGUCCCUGCCUGCUCUGGAGGUGCUGGACCUGACCUACAACAACCUGAACGAGAGCUCACUGCCCGGCAACUUCUUCUACCUCACUACCCUGCGUGCACUCUAUCUCAGUGACAACGACUUUGAGAUGCUUCCUCCAGACAUCGGCAAGCUGGGCAAGCUGCAGAUUCUGAGUCUGAGGGAUAAUGACCUCAUCUCUCUGCCUAAAGAGAUAGGAGACCUGGCCCAGCUCAAAGAGCUCCACAUUCAGGGCAACCGGCUCACUGUGCUGCCCCCUGAACUGGGUAACCUGGAUCUGACUGGGCCUAAGCAGGUGUUCAAGGCUGAGAAUAACCCUUGGGUGACCCCCAUUGCAGACCAGUUCCAGCUGGGAGUCUCCCAUGUGUUUGAAUACGUCCGCUCCGAGACCUACAAGUAUCUGUACGGCCGACACAUGCAGGCCAACCCCGAGCCUCCGAAGAAGAACAACGACAAAACCAAAAAGAUCAGCCGCAAGCCCCUGGCCGCCAAAAACAAAUGAGAGAGAGAGAGGAGGAUGAGAAGGAUGAAGAGGAGGAGGAGGAGGAGCUGACUGCUUGUUUGCCCCCUUUUUAUGUAUUUAUCAGAGGAACACAGAACUACAUUUUAUACUGCUCUAUGUUCAGGAUGUCACGCUAGAGUUAAUUUUAGUCCACCAUGCAUCUUUAACUGCCACAGAGGCCGAUUUUAUUACAACACCCUUUUAAGCAGACCAAAGGACUGAUUCAGUCAACCCAUCCUCUUCAAAUCAAUUCAUAAAGCAUCUUUUAUUAACUUUUCUCAGACAGUGUGAUUUUAAACCAUCAGCAAUUUGUUUCUUAACUUAAUUUGGAAGAUAAAUCAUUUCCCAAGCCAUAUGUGUAGUGGUGAAGUCGUUACACAGGUUGACGGGCUCUGGCCCCUGUGGUCCCACAGUAACUGAAUUAGCUUGUCCUGGUGGGGGAGACUAUUGUGAAACAAUGCUAAUUUGUGUAGCUAUCUGCCGACACAAAACGCCUUGUAGAGUAACCACCAGAGAGACGGCAUUAGCUUCACCCCGCAUUUGAUUUGAUCCAGCUUACCAGAGAGCGAGCGAGACGAGGGGGUGAGGGGAGGGACGCCGGGUGAGGGAGGA
Messenger RNA from Oncorhynchus keta (chum salmon), 1741 nucleotides. It is a transcript of the gene rsu1, whose product is annotated as Ras suppressor protein 1. The record is from RefSeq and is a predicted model, not a curated record. Gene Ontology annotation, molecular function: protein binding. Lineage: Eukaryota; Metazoa; Chordata; Actinopteri; Salmoniformes; Salmonidae. The transcript is spliced from 9 exons. Bases 296 to 1129 code for a protein of 277 amino acids.